Molecule: messenger RNA, 921 nt
Organism: Alternaria atra
Lineage: Eukaryota; Fungi; Ascomycota; Dothideomycetes; Pleosporales; Pleosporaceae
Exons: 2
Coding region: 1-921 (306 amino acids)
Biological process (GO): mitotic spindle organization; protein phosphorylation; regulation of cytokinesis
Cellular component (GO): spindle microtubule; spindle pole centrosome; chromosome passenger complex
Molecular function (GO): ATP binding; protein kinase activity
Source: RefSeq, a predicted model, not a curated record
AUGGCGCCCACAAAGCACGCAGCAGACGCAGAUGUCUCAAUCACCGCGAAGACUAUGGGACUCCGCUCUGUUCUUGCAGGCUUGAAGUCAUCGAACAUGAACGCGAGGCUCAGCACCCUCCGAUCAAACAGCCAAUCGAAGGUUACCAAGCCAGCAACGAGGAGAGAAACUGUGGACGAGCGAGAGCAUCUCAGACAGACAGCACAGCGGCUCUCCGCCAUCGAAGAGUCUACCAGCUCUAAAUUCUCUUCUUCUGCAAGUGACGAACUGCGAAGCGACACCGUAACACCGUCGUUUGAACAGUUCUCAACCGGUCCCGACCCGCAUCCUUCGCUUACAGCGCGCGACUUUGAAGUCGGCGGUACACUCGGCCGUCGCAAGUUCGGACGCGUGUACCUCGCUCGGCACCUGACGACAGAUUAUAUGUGCGCUCUCAAGAUAAUCUCGAAGGUUCAGGCGGCGACACAAGAAGAGGAGAAGCUGAUACACUGCGAACUGGAGAUCCACCAAAAACUUGCGCAUGGGAACACAUUGAAGUUACUGUUCUGGUUCCACGACGAUGAAUCAGUAUACUUGGUGCUCAAAUUCGCUCCGGGCGGCAGCCUAUACUCAAGGAUGAAGAAGCAAACAAGAGGCAGGUUCACCGAACAGCAAACCACCAUCUACAUCGCUCAACUCACCUCCGCACUGCGUUACAUGCACAGCAAGAACAUCAUGCACCGCGACAUCAAGCCCGAAAACAUACUCCUCGGUUUUUACGGCGAGAUCAAGCUUGUCAAUUUCGGAUACUCUGUACACUCAGAGUCGGACUUCCGAUCAACUGUGUGCGGCACACUGGAUUACCUAAGCUCUGAGGUCACGGUCAUGAUGCUGAAGCCAGGCAUGAGCGGAGGGUGGUAUACCAAGGCAAUCGAUGAGUAG